This is a messenger RNA of Poecilia reticulata (guppy), 1428 nucleotides long. RefSeq names its product solute carrier family 35 member F6 (gene slc35f6). Gene Ontology annotation, molecular function: transmembrane transporter activity. Gene Ontology annotation, biological process: transmembrane transport. The record is from RefSeq and is a predicted model, not a curated record. Lineage: Eukaryota; Metazoa; Chordata; Actinopteri; Cyprinodontiformes; Poeciliidae. Gene Ontology annotation, cellular component: membrane; intracellular membrane-bounded organelle.
CACGCCGUUAGGUCAGCUGACUAUGAGCUGUCAUGUGGUGUUCACAGACAGCGGAGAGUAUGCGGAAAGUGCAUCAAUAAACAACCGGGCUCCCUUUAAAGAGAGCACACAGCUCGGUGGUUGUUGUGUUACAGGUUCGUUUCUGUCCUCCAACAUGGCUUGGACAAAAUAUCAGCUGUUCCUGGCGGGGCUGAUGCUCACCACUGGCUCCAUCAACACCUUAUCCGCAAAAUGGGCUGACAUGUUCUCAGCAAAGGGUUGCCAUGGUAACCCUGAACACACCUUCUCCCAUCCGUUUGUACAGGCUGUGGGAAUGUUUCUGGGCGAGUUCAGCUGCCUCGCCGUCUUCUACAUCUUGCUGUUCCAUGACAAACGCAGCCCAGAGCCGAGAAUGAAUGUCGGCCAGAGCUUCAACCCUCUACUCUUCUUCCCUCCUGCAAUGUGUGACAUGAUGGCCACGUCCAUCAUGUAUGUUGCUCUCAACAUGACGAGCGCCUCCAGCUUCCAGAUGCUUCGCGGCGCCGUCAUCAUCUUCACCGGUCUCCUGUCUGUAGCUUUUCUGGGUCGUCGGCUCGCACCCAGCCAGUGGCUUGGCAUCUUCAUCACCAUCCUCGGCCUGGUGGUAGUUGGACUCGCCGACUUUGUUAGCGGCCACAGAGAUGACUCCCACAAGCUCACUGAUGUCAUCACAGGUGAUCUCCUGAUCAUCAUGGCUCAGAUCAUCGUUUCGGUGCAGAUGGUGCUGGAGGAAAAGUUUGUCUACAAGCACGAUGUGCAUCCUCUUCGAGCCGUUGGAACUGAAGGUUUGUUUGGUUUUGUCGUCCUUUCCCUGCUGCUCAUCCCCAUGUACUUCAUCCACGUCGGGGACUUCAGCGACAAUCCUCGGCAGGUCCUGGAGGACGCGCUCGACGCCUUCUGUCAGAUCGGAUACAAGCCCCUCAUCCUCUUGGCUCUCCUGGGCAACACGGUCAGCAUUGCCUUCUUCAACUUCGCCGGGAUCAGCGUCACCAAGGAGAUCAGCGCCACCACCCGGAUGGUGCUGGACAGCCUGCGUACGCUGGUCAUCUGGGUGGUGAGCCUGGCCCUGGGCUGGGAGCAGUUUCACGGCCUGCAGGUUCUGGGAUUUUUGGUCCUGCUGACGGGCACGGCGCUCUACAACGGACUGCACCGCCCCCUGCUGGCCAGGAUACCGUGGUGCGCCGCCAGGAUGAACCUGAACGAUGAAGGCAGCGAUGCGGAAAGAGAGAGACUGCUGAAUGAAGGAAGGGUGCCGGCCAGUGAAGACACAUAAACUGAGCUGAAACACUCGGCAAAAACAGUUCCACAGAAACUGCAGCUCCUGUAAAUGCUGUCAGGCAUCUUUAUGCAUUUUCUGUUCAUGCCUCAAGUUUUCACUGAUCUCAUAAAAUGCUGUAAUAUGAAACUGUU